Molecule: messenger RNA, 1907 nt
Organism: Rhododendron vialii
Lineage: Eukaryota; Viridiplantae; Streptophyta; Magnoliopsida; Ericales; Ericaceae
Product: probable flavin-containing monooxygenase 1
Exons: 5
Coding region: 212-1768 (518 amino acids)
Molecular function (GO): N,N-dimethylaniline monooxygenase activity; NADP binding; flavin adenine dinucleotide binding
Source: RefSeq, a predicted model, not a curated record
AAGACAAGUGAUACAGCAUUGCACAGCAAACCUUCACCUAUACAACGUUGUAAUAGGCAAUUAAAACACGCACCAAUUAAAUCAGGCAACCACACUGGUAGACGGUGAGUCAAAAAAGGAAUAGCCAAAUUCCAAUAUAUAUUUGGAAGAGGACUGGGAGAGGAGGAAAGUCUCUCAGGGUGAAUUCCUACAGUUGUGGUGACCAAGAGCAAUGGAGAGGAAGGUGGCCAUAAUCGGAGCCGGUAUCAGCGGCCUUCUAGCCUGUAAAUACGCUCUAUCGAAGGGUAAUCACCCGACAGUGUUCGAGGCUCAGAGCGGCCUCGGAGGGGUGUGGACUAAAACGGUAGAGAUUACUAAGCUGCAGAUUCCCAAACCGUUGUACCAGUUCUCCGAUUUUCCGUGGCCAGAUUCUGUCACAGAAGUCUUUCCUGACCAAAACCAAGUGUCAGAGUAUAUCGAGUCGUAUGCUCGCCAGUUUGAUUUGCUACACCACAUCAGAUUCGACACUAAAGUGGUCAGCAUCGACUACGAAGGUGUAUCAUCAGAGGUGCAACAAGCAUGGGCACUUUGGGGUGGAACAGGUGAACCAUUUGACUCUAAAGGAGGAAAAUGGUAUAUUACAAUCCAAGACACCAAAAGCCUUUCUACAGAGGUUUGUCAAUUUGAUUUUGUGAUAAUAUGUGUGGGAAGGUUCAGCGGGAUUCCAAACAUUCCAGAAUUUCCUCAAGGCAAGGGUCCGGAAGUGUUUCAGGGAAAGGUUAUACACUCCAUGGAUUACGCUGCCAUGGAUUACGCAACUGCUAAAGAAUUGGUCAAAGGAAAGCAGGUCGCUGUUGUUGGACUCCAGAAAUCGGCACUCGACAUUGCAAUGGAGUGCUCAACAGCAAAUGGGAUGGAUCUUCCCUGUUCUGUCAUAUACAGAACUGAGCACUGGAACAUCCCUGAUUUCCAGCCAUGGGGAGUUCCCUUGGCAUAUAUCUACCUUAAUCGCUUCUCGGAGCUAUCAAUUCACAAGCCUGGUGAAGGGCCUCUACUUAGUCUUCUAGCCACAUUGCUUUCUCCUGUGAGAUGGGCAUUUUCAAAAUUCGUCGAAAGUCAUGUGAAACACAAGCUUAAGCUCGUGAAGUUUGGUAUGGUGCCAAAACAUAGUUUCCUACAAGAACUGAGUUCCUGCUUGACCUCAACAGUGCCCGAUGACUUCUACAAUAGGGUUGAGAAGGGAAGCAUCAGAUUGAAGAAAGCUCCAAGCUUUAGCUUUUGCAAAGAAGGUAUUCUAAUAGAUGGCAAGACCGAAACUCUAAAGGCAGAUUUGGUCAUAUUGGCUACCGGAUUCAAUGGUGUUAAAAAGCUUCAAGACAUUUUCACCUCCCCAUCCUUUCAGGACCUCAUAGCCGGGUCACCUGAUAAAACAGUUCCUCUCUACAGGGAAUGCAUUCACCCCCGAAUUCCACAGCUUGCGGUCAUUGGAUUCUCGGAGAGUUUCGCGAAUUUGUACACCUCGGAGAUGAGGUGUCGGUGGCUAGCAGAGCUACUUGACGGCACAUUCAAGCUACCCAGCAUCAAAGAGAUGGAAAAGGAUAUAGCAGAAUGGGAUGAAUACAUGAAGCAAUACUCUGACAAAAACUACCGGAGAUCUUGCAUCGGUACCCGUCAUAUAUGGUACAAUGACCAACUCUGCAAGGACAUGGGAUGGAACUCAAAGAGGAAGAAGGGAUUCAUCGCUGAGUUGUUCGAGCCAUACGGUCCGAUGGACUAUGCUUGUCCCUAAAGCUCAAGGUUUUUUCUAAAUAAGGUUUUGGUGUGUAAUGUCACUAGCAAGAUUUGACAGACAUUGUGGUGAUGUUACCAACUACCAACUGUGUUUGAAUAAAGUUAAGAGAACUGGAAAUUCUGUUUCUAGUGACAAA